Daphnia carinata is the source of this 4994-nucleotide messenger RNA. RefSeq names its product serine/threonine-protein kinase Tao-like (gene Tao). The transcript is spliced from 16 exons. Gene Ontology annotation, biological process: protein phosphorylation. Gene Ontology annotation, molecular function: protein kinase activity; ATP binding. The record is from RefSeq and is a predicted model, not a curated record. NCBI's taxonomy places the organism in Eukaryota, Metazoa, Arthropoda, Branchiopoda, Diplostraca, Daphniidae. The coding region runs from base 222 to 3053 and encodes 943 amino acids.
UUGUAUUCUCAGUGUGGCCCGCAGUUUCUAGUGGAAAUUAUUAUAGAUCCGCCAUUCUUCGUGUUUUUCUAACCGGAAUUACCGAUCCUCGAUUCUCCCUACCACUUUCUAACUCGACGUAAUAGUUACCUUCUUUUUUGUGUGUCAUGGGAACUGGAGUGAUGCUGUGAACUUCAAUGUAUUCACCUUAAUAGAGGCUGUGACUCAUCAUCAGCCGAACUAUGCCUACUGUGCCAAGGGCAGGCAGUUUAAAGGAUCCAGAGGUAGCCGACCUCUUCGAUCAUGACGACCCGGACCGGAUUUUUGAAGACCUUCGAGAAAUUGGACAUGGAAGUUUCGGUGCCGUGUACUACGCCCGUCAUGCCUUCACCAAGGAGAUUGUGGCCAUUAAAAAAAUGUCCUAUAUGGGGAAGCAAUGCCAUGAAAAGUGGCAGGAUAUCCUUAAAGAAAUCCGUUUCCUUCGACAAUUGCGCCACCCUAACACGAUCGAAUAUAAGGGAUGCUACCUCAGAGAACAUACGGCAUGGCUGGUCAUGGAAUACUGUCUUGGCUCAGCUUCCGAUAUAAUCGAAGUACAUAAACGGCCAUUACGUGAAGAGGAGAUUGCGGGCAUAUGUGACGGAGUUUUACGUGGUCUAGACUACCUACACACAAUGAAUCGAAUUCAUCGUGACGUUAAAGCUGGCAAUAUUCUCCUGACUGAAAUUGGGACUGUUAAGCUAGCUGAUUUCGGAUCGGCAAGUUUACAUUGUCCAGCCAAUAGUUUUGUCGGAACUCCAUAUUGGAUGGCGCCAGAAGUUAUCCUUGCAAUGGACGAAGGACAAUACGAUGGCAAAGUGGAUGUCUGGUCAUUGGGAAUCACUUGCGUUGAAUUAGCUGAGAGGAAACCUCCCUAUUUCAAUAUGAACGCCAUGAGUGCCCUGUAUCAUAUAGCGCAGAAUGAUAGCCCUUCGCUAAAUUCUUCGACUUGGUCGGAAGUGUUUCGUCACUUUGUAGAUUCAUGUUUACAAAAGAAUCCAUCUGAUCGUCCCACUGCUGGUCGACUUCUACAUCAUCAAUUUAUUACACGUCCAAGACCUGGGACUGUAAUAAUUGAUUUGAUACAUCGCACUAAAGCUGCUGUUCGUGAUCUGGACAAUUUAAACUACCGUAAAAUGAAGAAAAUCUUGAUGGUUGAUUCUUGUGAAACGGAAAGCAAUACUGGUGAUGCAGAAGGCGAAGAAGAACAAGGCGGUGAUAGUAGUAAAAGUAAUUCAAUAACGUCCGAACAGAGUAUUCAAUCAACCGGCAUCAGCGCUAGUUCACAAAGUAGCUCUACGAGCAGCAUUCCGCCACGCGCAGCGGAUCCGGAAAACAGCUCGAUAUAUCCCAUGUCGGUUCGAAAUCGAACAAAGUCGCUGCACGCCAACAACUUGUCGGGUGGGAGCGACGGUCUAUCACUUAGCACCAACGCAACCAACAGCCUGAAUACCAAUCACUUCGCUACCAUUAGAACUACGUCGAUCGUUUCUAAACAGCAAAAAGAGCACAUGCAAGAAGAAAUGCACGAGCAAAUGUCUGGCUACAAACGCAUGCGCCGAGAACACCAGAGUGCUCUGAUCAAGCUGGAAGAGAGGUGUAGAGUAGAAAUGGAGGGUCACAAGCAAAUGUUGGACAAAGAAUACGAAACGUUAUUAACAUCAUUCCGCAAGGAACUGGAAAAGCUUCAUGUGAAACAUCAACAAGAACUCGAACGCAAGCUGAAGCAAAAUUUAUCCGGCGAGAAAAAGCUGACCAAAGAAAUCAACGCGCGACAUUUGCUCGAGCGGAAAAAUUUUGAAAUUCAAGUGCGUCGCGAAUACAAGCAAACUAAAGAAAGGUGGAAGCAGGAACUCAGCAGCGAUGAGAGCACAACCAAACGCCAACGAGAUGCAUCUCUACAGAAUUACAAAGAUUCAUUGAAGGCAAUCGAGGCACGUGAAGAAGAGCGUUUGACAAAAAGUCAGAAAGACUACUUGGAGUUAGAGGUUCGCAGGUUACGACGUGCUAAACUGUUGUCUUACCACCGACUGGAGCGAGAGCUUCUAUGCGAGGAGCUAAACAGGAGGCAAGCACAGUUGGAAACGGCGCACGCUAUGCUGCUUCGCCAUCACGAGCUAACGCAAGAGCUCGAGUAUCGACAGCAGCGAGCUGUUCACAUGCUGAGAGAGGAGCAACUUCGGCGGCAACAUCAGACCGAACUUUCAAACCAGCAUGAAUACACUCAGCGAGCUGAGCGCGAAUUGCGAAAAAAACACGCAGUCGAGCUAAAACAACAACCUAAAAGUCUGAAGCAAAAAGAAAUUUUAAUCCGUAAACAGUUUCGUGAAACGGUAAAGAUUCAGACACGUCAGUACAAGGCACUCAAAGCUCAAGUAUUGGCAUCAACGCCACGAGACCAGCAAAAAAGUGUCAUUAAAAAACUCAAGGAAGAUCAACGGCGUAAAUUGGCUCUGCUUGGUGAACAAUACGAACAAAGUAUCGCUGAAAUGCUUCAAAAACAGUCGAUACGCCUAGACGAAUCGCAAGAAGUGGAAGCCCAAGUAAUGCGGGACAAGUUGCAACGAGAGUUGGAAAUUCUUAUGGCUUACCAGUCAAAAAGUAAAAUGACAGCAGAAGCACAGCGCAACAGAGAGCGAGCAGAGCUGGAGGAGAGGGUUUCAGUACGCCGAGCUCUUCUUGAACAGAAGAUGGAAGAAGAAACGCGAGAAUUCUUACGUGAACGCUCCGACCGGAUCCGUCUGCUUCACGAAAAUCAGGCCAAAGAAUUAGAACGUUUUGACGACGAAUCCGUGAGACUCGGCUUCAGUGCACUAGCCAUUGCUGAACCUCCCCGCGAAACGUAUGGAGAUGAAGACUCUGACAGUAUCACGGGAAGUACGCUUAGCCUGAAUCGUCCAGCGGUACCGAACCACCACGGUACAAAUCACUCAGCGGCAACCACCUCAGCAUCGUCAUCUCCAUCACCAUCUUCCUCGUUCACUCCGUCAGCCAAUUCGGUUUCUUCCAACUUUGCCUACACCGGACGUCCAUGAAUUGUGUGGCAAUCCACUUAGGUGUUACCCGACCUCUCACCCUUGUAUAGUAUUUACUUUCAGCACCUCCGCACGCCAUCAUAGAAGUGGCAUAGGAAUGAUGGUCGAAUCGAUCCCCAGCAUUAAAAGCAGGACACGAGCAUGCACGCUUGCCUCCCAACAGAUUGAUUGAUAUAUAGCCAAUAGGUUAUGGAGAGGUGAAAGGAGGUGGUGGGCAAUUAGUCAACACCCUCUUCCGAAUCCAUCUCGGGUGAACCUGCUUUUUUUUUAUUUGUAAUUAUCCGUAUGUUCAACAGGCCAUAAAUCCGCAUGAUCCUUGAAAAACAAGACAAAGAAAUAGUAACCACAAUUACAAAGAAAAUGUAUAAAAAGACAAAAAAAAAAAAGAACAAACAAAAAGGAAAAGAAAUUUAAGAAGAAAAAAACAGAAGUAUAUACAUCAGAAGAUAGACUGCUAUCCAUCUUGACAGUAGACCCCCAUUCUCUUUCGGUUUCAUCGUCCGAGACUAGUAUGGUCAGGCCGAUAUGGUAAAGCCUCUCCAAUUAGCUUAUGCAUCAUUGCUUUUCCACCUGAAAACUUUUUGUUGCCCUAAGGCAAAAUCUGUUGAGGCCCUGGAUUUUUUUUUUCUUUUUCACUCCCUUUUUCAUUGGGGAGGAUUCAUGCAAGUGGGUAUGCUAGACAUUAAUUUGACUCGUGGUACAUAUCACAUUCGAACUUCACCCGUACUGUUCACGAAUCUAAUGACACGUUUCCCUGCUUUGUAGCAAUUUGCCUGUAAAAACUUUGUUUUGGAAGUCCAGUAGCAAAAAAGCGUCGCGACCUAUGACUAGUUGGCCACGAGUCCUGCUACUGCAACAAACAACAAAAGAAGGCGGUCUCGUGCAUAUUAGAUCAAAAGUGAUGUUUCUUUCUACCCUAAUCGUAUUGCAUUUGAUUAUCGCAUAGUUGACUUCGUCAUAAACAUGCCAAUACUUUACCUUUUCCUUUUCGUUGAAAUCCGAAACAUCCAAAUUACAUAGGACGAUUGAAUUUAGCAUCUUUGAAUUUCUCCCUGUUAUUCAGGGUACUCCCAAACAGCCAGAGCUAACUAUUAGUCAUCCGUUGAUGCUUAAGUUAACUUGAUCCAUUUCUCUAAUUCAUUUUGCUUUUUUUCUAACUAUAGCAAUUAAUUUGUCCAGUUGAUAGAAUGCGUGAUUCCGUGUAUAUAUAUCUUGUCGGCGAACAAAAGAAAGUUUCGGACACGUUACACGCUUGCAACUGGGGAAAAUAUUGGGAUGAAAGUGGCCUAGCAAAAGAAAAAGAAAAUCUCGAUCUGUGAGCACGUUUUACAUCAAAAUGAGCGAAUUGUAUUUCAACAAAGGGAAAAUCUUAAAACAUCUCCAACGCCCUUUGUGGAAAAGUUCUUCCUUAUGCCAACGUUUUCCCACGACUGUGUAAUAACCACCUCGCCCCUAGCAAUUGCUCUUCAGUGCUUUUCGUUUAAAAAGUUGCCUACUUCUUCGACGUCUUUGAUGACUUUGAAUAUCGGCUCACAUAACGUGCAAAUUGUUCACCUCAAAAAUAGGGUCAAGAGGCGACAAGAGUGUAGAAUUUCUCGUCAAUGAAAUAUUUGGACAAUUGUAUGAGUUUUCCCUUUUCCGACGUAUUCCGUGUAUUUUUUUUUCUUUCUUUUUUAUUAUCAUUAUUUUCGUUCUAUGCCCGACUCCUUAUCUCUGCCACGAUUUCUCUCCUGGAAUUGUUCCACUUUUAGAUUUGUUUUUUUCUUUAUUUUAAUCCUUUGCCAGAGGAGGGCGGAGCUAUUUUUGGGUUAUCUCUCCCGACCUAUAGGGCAUCCAAUACCUAAGUUCUACAUAGACCCUCUUGAUCCUGUCUGUUACAACAAACGCAAAGGAUGAGUGUUACCGGAACAUAUUCGAAUACAAUACACUCGUCAAAUUUUA